UCUGUUAUACAGCAUCUUCAGUUCUUCCCUCAGAGGGAGGCAGAGACACCUUGAAGGGCUGAGUAUAAGGACAUAUACCGAGUGCCUUUUUAAAAAGUCACCAGAGCUGGGGGGGGGAGGGGGACAGGAACAGGCUUGUAACCAGAACUCAGUUGGACUUGUUUCUGAGAAGGCAGAUGCCAUGGAUUGGCUCCCUCACCGAACGGCUGCUUUUCUGUUCCUUUUGUUGGUACUCUUGGAUUUCAGCACAGGAUUUCAUGUAGAGGUAAAAGAAUGGGAUGAAAAUGGAAUGGCAAGAUGGAAAACCUUUAGAAGACAAAAACGUGAAUGGAUCAAAUUUGCUGCAGCAUGUAGGGAAGGAGAAGAUAAUUCCAAGAGGAAUCCAAUUGCCAGGAUCCGAUCAGACUGUGAAGAAAACAAUCCAAUCACAUACAGCAUCUCUGGAGUUGGAAUUGAUCGUGCACCCUAUGGAAUAUUUGUUGUUAACCCAAGAACAGGAGAAAUUAAUAUCACAUCAAUAGUGGAUAGGGAAGUGACACCAGUAUUUGUAAUACGUUGCUUUGCUAAACACUCAGUGACGGGUAUAGAUUUGGARCCACCUCUUGAACUUCGAGUCAGAGUUCUGGACAUAAAUGACAACCCUCCUGUAUUUGCUCAAACUGUAUUUACAGGAUCUGUUGAAGAGAGCAGCAUGGACAACACGCUGGUGAUGAAAAUCAUUGCAACAGAUGCAGAUGAACCUAACCACUUGAAUUCUAAGAUUGCCUUCAAAAUAGAGAGUCAGGAACCUGCUGGUCCACCCAUGUUCAUUAUGAAUAAAUACACUGGAGAGCUCCAUCUUGCAAAUUACCUUGACAGAGAGCAACAUAGCAGCUACACUCUUGUUGUGAAAGCAUCAGACCGGGAUGGGGCUGCAGAUGGAAUAUCAUCCCUUUGUAGCUGUAAUGUGAAAGUCAUUGAUGUUAAUGACAACUUUCCAACUCUUGCUCAAAGCUCUUUUUCAGCAAGUAUUUCAGAAAAUUCUCUCAGUUCAGAACUGCUACGAAUACAAGCUCUGGAUGCUGAUGAAGAGUUUACAGACAACUGGUUAGCAGAGUUUUUCUUUAUAUCCGGUAAUGAAGAUAACUGUUUUGAAAUUGUUACAGAUCGAGCUACAAAUCAAGGAAUCCUUAGAGUAAUUAAGGAACUGGAUUAUGAACAGCUUCGAAGUCACUCACUGAUGAUUGGUGUCAGGAAUGUAGCUGCCUUCCACCACUCUGUCGCACAGGACUAUCAAAUAUUUGGAACACCCCUCACAAUAGAAGUAAAAAAUUUGAUUGAACCACCAAGAUUUCACCCAUCUUCAGUUGUGUUUAACCUGGCACAUGGCGCAAAAGCGAAUUAUGUUAUAGGAACCUACACAGCCAUGGAUGAGGACACCAGAGCUAUCGCAUCAAACGUUGUAUAUAGCAUAGGACGUGAUCCAGCUGCCUGGUUCAGAAUCAAUCAAAACACUGGUGAAAUCACCCUGAACAAGGUCAUUAGCCGGGAUUCAGUCUACAUAGUCAAUGGGCAGUACCAAGCAGAGGUUCUGGCUAUCACCAGAGGGUCUCCUCGAUAUACUGCUACUGGCACCAUUGUGCUUUCAAUAGAUGACGUCAAUACCAAUUGCCCAACUAUUAAUACUGAAAUGAGGAAAGUAUGUAUGCAUUCCCCAUCAGUGAUUAUCUCAGCAAAGCCCAGGGAUGGUGAUCUAUAUGCUACCCCCUUUACAUUCAGCAUACAUGGUGAACCUCAGACUACAUGGAUUAUCAGACGAAUAAAUGGUUCCUCUGCAGAGCUAGUGGGCCAGAACAUAGACUUUUACCUUUACAGGAUCCAUGUGGUUGUAAGAGAUAGCCAAGGCCGACGCUGCGCUAGACCACACAUAAUUCCUGUGCAGGCUUGCCAGUGUGACAGUCGGAAUUACUGCACCAGUGGGGCCACAAGAAUAAUUAUCAUCGGUGGUGGUGGUGGUGGUGGCGGCACUGGUGGUGGCACCGGUGGUGGCACUGGUGGUGGCACUGGUGGUGGUACUGGUGGUGCCACUGGUGGUGGCACUGGUGGUGGCACAACUGGUGGUGGUGGGGGUACUGGAGGAGGCCGGGAAGAUGGAGGAGGCCAGCAAGGUGGUGAUGGUGGUGAUGCGGGAUAUGGAGAUUAUCAGCCCCACACAGAAUGGGAGAGUUAUACAGAUGGAUAUGAAGGAGGUGAGGAAGGAUACACUGCAUCCACUGAUGAUAGUUACACUGGAGGAGAAAAUUACGGCAGAGACUACCAAUCAAAUACCACACUUAGCGGUGCUGCCAUUGGCCUGAUGUUUCUCGGUGGAUUAAUAUUUGUUCUGAUCCCAAUUUUGAUGUCAAUGAGUGACUGUUGUGGCUGUGGACCUGGCGCCGCAGGUGGAGUUGGAACUGGAUUUGAACCUGUACCUGAAUGCACAGAAGGGGCAAUUCAUCCAUGGGGAAUAGAAGGUGCACAACCUGAAGACAGGGAUGUCUCACAUAUUCUUGGCCCAACAACAGCUGCAGGAGGUGAUUUUGGUGAACCUUCUGACAUAUAUAAUAACACAUAUGGAGGAGGAGGAGUAGUAGCUUCUGGUGCUGAAGAAACUACAGGGGUUGGCUAUGGCACUGGUACUGGCUACGGAACAGCUGGAGGAAUUUCUGGAACAGGGGAAGUAAAAGGGUCGAUUGGAGGAACGAUAAAAGAGUAUCGAGAAGGAGGCGUGAACAUGGCCUUCCUAGACAACUAUUUCUCUGAGGUAAUCAUUUGCUCUUCUCUGAGUUACAGCUGUGAGUGUACUUUUUGUUAGACUCUCCUCCCCAGG
This is a messenger RNA of Malurus melanocephalus (red-backed fairy wren), 2848 nucleotides long. RefSeq names its product desmoglein-4-like. Gene Ontology annotation, molecular function: calcium ion binding. The transcript is spliced from 15 exons. Gene Ontology annotation, cellular component: plasma membrane; desmosome. Lineage: Eukaryota; Metazoa; Chordata; Aves; Passeriformes; Maluridae. Bases 182 to 2833 code for a protein of 883 amino acids. The record is from RefSeq and is a predicted model, not a curated record. Gene Ontology annotation, biological process: homophilic cell-cell adhesion.